AUUGUUGUGGCGAAUUUCAGUAAAUUCUUUGUGGCGAUGGUGACACAUGUUUGAUGCACGUUAGGGCCGCGAACCUGACUUUGCACUUUGCAUUUACUUAAUUGUCGUGAAAAAAAGGGAAUCUUGCAUAAAUUCAAUACCUCAUAGGUAUAACGUGUUGACGAGUUGCAGUUACGAGGAAUAAUCAUGCCUCAGUACACAAUUAAAGUUAAAUGGGGCAAAGAGCUCUUUUCUAAUGUGGAAGUCAACACCGAAGAAGAUCCAAUAUUAUUUAAGGCGCAGCUCUUUGCGCUGACUGGAGUUCAACCAGAAAGGCAAAAAGUUAUGCUCAAAGGAAUGACGCUCAAAGAUGACGAUUGGGGCAAUCUGAAGCUUAAAGAUGGUGUCACGAUACUUAUGAUGGGUUCCAAAGAGGAGGAUGUACCUACGGAACCAAUAGAAAAGCCAGUGUUCUUGGAAGAUAUGAAUGAAGCUGAAUUGGCUAGCGCUUUAGAUUUACCAUCCGGUUUGCUUAAUCUUGGCAACACGUGUUAUCUAAAUGCAACGGUACAAUGCUUAAAGACUGUACCAGAGUUACGAGAUGCCCUGAAAAUUUUCUCGGGAGGUUGGACGACCGGUGCAAGUUUAUCGAUAACUGCACAAAGUAUAACCGCAUCGUUAAGGGACCUCUAUGACAACAUGGAUAAGGGGACAGCUAGAGCACCACUCGUUUUGCUUCAAAUGCUACAUUUAGCCUUUCCAAGAUUUGCAGAAAAAACCGAGCAGGGUGUAUUCCAGCAACAAGAUGCGAAUGAAUGUUGGACGGAAUUAAUUAGGAUGUUGCAACAAAAGUUACCCCCAAAGAACAAUCCAGAUGUGCCAGAAGAUAGUAGCACAGCCUGUAAACCAAGAUCGUUUAUUGAACAAUACUUUGGAGGUAUAUUUGAUUAUGAAUUGAAGUGCACCGAGUCCGAGGAUGAACCAGCCACCACUGGAAAAGAAGAAUUCUUACAAUUGAGUUGUUUUAUUUCGACUGAUGUCAAGCAUAUGUAUUUUGGGCUUAGGAACAAAAUGCAAGAGCAAAUUACGAAAAUGUCUCCGACGCUCGGAAGAAACGCCACUUACACAAAAACGUCAAAAAUUAGCAGGCUACCUGCGUAUUUAACCAUACAGUUCGUACGGUUUUAUUACAAGGAGAAAGAAGCGAUCAACGCAAAAAUCUUGAAAGACGUUAAAUUCCCCAUGGAAUUUGAUGCUUUUGAGUUGUGCAGUUCCGAACUUCAGAACAAACUUAUACCAAUGCGUGAGAAAUUCAAAGAAUACGAGGAUACUCUGGUAGAGGAAUCUUGCAAUGCAAAAACCAAGGAUAUGGGCGAUAGCGCACAGAAAGAAACGAGGAAGGAACCAUUUUGGUUUAAGGAUGAUUUGGGAUCAAAUAAUAGUGGCUAUUACAAGUUACAAGCGGUUCUAACGCAUCGAGGGCGUUCGAGCAGCAGCGGCCAUUAUGUCGGUUGGAUUCGACAGAAGGGCGAUACGUGGAUGAAGUGCGACGACGAUGUUGUUACGGCCGUUACCAGUGAAGAAGUUUUAAAACUCAGCGGAGGUGGUGACUGGCAUUGCGCAUACGUUCUUUUGUAUGGCCCUAGAAUUUUGGAAGUGGAAGUGAAGGAUACAAAAGACAAUCCAGUUAGUGCAAACAGCACUGAAGCUUAACUGAUAAAUAACUGCUUUAAAUUAUGCUAGACAAGAAAUUGCUUGGGUUACUAGCUCUAUACAGAUAUUUGUUCUUGUACCAAUUAAUAUAGCAACGUCAUUAAAACAUUAUUAUUAUUACUAUUAUCAUCACGUGCUACAAUACAUGUAGUAUUUGGAAUAAUAAUUUCGUCAUAUCAAAUAUGAAAAAC
Messenger RNA from Vollenhovia emeryi, 1883 nucleotides. It is a transcript of the gene Usp14, whose product is annotated as ubiquitin carboxyl-terminal hydrolase 14. Gene Ontology annotation, biological process: protein deubiquitination; proteasome-mediated ubiquitin-dependent protein catabolic process; regulation of proteasomal protein catabolic process. The transcript is spliced from 6 exons. Gene Ontology annotation, molecular function: proteasome binding; protein binding; cysteine-type deubiquitinase activity. The record is from RefSeq and is a predicted model, not a curated record. The coding region runs from base 187 to 1692 and encodes 501 amino acids. Lineage: Eukaryota; Metazoa; Arthropoda; Insecta; Hymenoptera; Formicidae.